Molecule: messenger RNA, 2133 nt
Organism: Vicia faba (fava bean)
Lineage: Eukaryota; Viridiplantae; Streptophyta; Magnoliopsida; Fabales; Fabaceae
Source: the annotation of a GenBank genome assembly
AUGGAAUUGGAAGUGGAUGAGGAUCAAUUCUAUGAUAUUCGUGAGGAUUUGAGUUCUGUGUCUGAUGAUGAGGGUUUUGAUUAUUGUUUAGAAUCUUGUUCUGGUGGUGGUGGUGAUUGUGUUGCUAGGUUCAAUUUUUCGAUUAACAGCCUUGAGAGUGUUUGUGAUAGACGAUUCAGUUUUAUGAGAUGGAUAGGUUUGGAGUAUGAUUCGAAUUCGAUUGAGGGAGAUGAUAAUCUGUCUUGUGGAGUUGACCGGAUCAGUUCGACCAGUGGGGCUGUUUUGAGAACUGUAGAGGGUGUUUCUUCAAUUUCGAGUAAGAUUGUGUUUGAUUCGUUGCCGAAUGAGGGUUCUAGGUUGUUGGAAAAUCGGGGUGAUGGUAAUGAGGAUUUGACAUGUAUGAUAAAGAAUCUGGAUGAUGGAACACGGUAUGUUGUAGAUGAAUUGGAUCAAGAGGGGAAACUUAAUACCCUGCGUGUUCUGGGUUCGAAUCAGUUGAUUAGUUUGGAAGAGUUUCAUAAGAAUAUUGGGCCGUCGUCAUUUGUUCGUAGACAUUUGCAGAGAGAGGCGGAAAGUACUAGAUUGUUGAGUGUUGCUAAAAAGAAGAUGAAGAGAGGUUGGUUAAGCAAACUGGAUUCUAUUACUUGUUUUUAUCCGAAUCAAGGAUUUGAUGAAACUUGCUGCAAGGAUUUUGAUUCUCGGAUACAAAGAGUCCGGGUUAAUCUGCAUAAGAAACGAGUCAAGGAGCUUUCCUGUCUUUAUACUGAACAGGAGUUCAAAGCACACAAAGGCGUUAUUUUGACAAUGAAGUUCAGUCUCGAUGGAAGAUAUCUAGCUAGUGGUGGUGAAGAUGGCAUCGUGCGCGUGUGGAAGGUGGUUGAGGAUGUAAGAACAAAUGAAAUGAACAUUCUGGACGAUGAUCCAUCCAGUAUAUAUUUCAAAAUGAAUCAAUUUACUGGUAUUGUGGCUCCCCUUGACGUAGAUAAAGAGAACUUAGUUAAAACAGAGAAGUUGAAAAGAUCUUCUUCUUCAACCUGUGUGAUUAUCCCACCAAAGACCUUCCGCAUAUUGGCGAAACCUAUGCAUGAAUUCCAGGGGCAUAGUAAUGACAUUUUAGACCUUGCAUGGUCCAAAUCAGGGUUUCUACUCUCAUCCUCUCUUGAUAAGACAGCGCGCCUAUGGCAAGUAGGGAUUGACAAAUGUCUUCGAGUUUUCUCCCACAAUAAUUAUGUGACAUGUGUGAAUUUCAAUCCUGUCAAUGAUAAUUUUUUCAUCAGUGGUUCAAUUGAUGGAAAGGUGCGUAUCUGGGAAGUUGUUCGCUGUCGGGUUGUUGAUUACAUUGAUAUCAGAGAGAUAGUCACAGCUGUGUGCUUCCGCCCUGAUGGAAAGGGAACAAUUGUGGGUACCAUGGCAGGCAAUUGCCGUUUCUAUGAUAUCCUAGAUAGUCAUAUGAAAAUGGAUACGAAAAUGUCGUUACAAGGCAAAAAGAAGACAUCGGGGAAAAGGAUCACUGGCUUUCAGUUUUCGCCCAGUGACCCGAGCAAGUUAUUGGCUGCUUCGGCGGAUUCACAUGUAUGCAUACUCUCUGGAGUUGAUGUCAUUUACAAAUUCAAGGGCCUGAGAAGUGCGGGUCAGAUGCAUGCUUCCUUCACCUCUGAUGGGAAACAUAUCGUUUCGCUUAGUGAAGGUUCAAAUGUUUGUAUCUGGAAUCACACCGGCCAAGAUAGGAAUACUUCCAAAGCAAAGAAGAUUAUGUCUUCCGAGAGUUUUCUAUCCCACAAUGCAACGAUCGCCAUACCUUGGUGUGGAAUAGAAUCAACACCAUUGUCCCCUUCACUCGAAGAAAACUUGAUUCAGAGGUCAUCGUUGUCUUCUCCUGAUUGUUUCUUCAUGAGUCGCGGAUUUCUUUCCGAGUUAGUCCCAAGGGUUUCUGCCACAUGGCCAGAGGAAACACUUCUCAACUCAGGUCAAACUGUUGUUUCUCCUACAAUAUGUAAAUCAGAGUAUAAAUUCUUGAGAAGUGCUUGCAAGGGAAUGUCUAAUUCUCACUUGUGGGGUCAAGUAAUUGUAACAGCAGGAUCUGAUGGAUUCAUAAAAGUGUACCAAAAUUACGGCUUACCUGUUCGCGUUUGA